CUUAAAAUUUCACAGAUUUCUAUAAGUUACUCAUAUGUAACGAUACAUUCACAAUAAGCUCUAAGCUUAGAUCAAUUGCAGUGCUUGGAAAAUGCCAUUUAAAUUCAAAUUCAAAGCCGAAGAUUUAAUAUCGAAAGGACGAACAUCCGCUGAAAAUGUGGAUGCCAUAAAAUCCUGGCUGCAAACGAUAGAAGACGAGUUCGUGCCCAAGAAUCUCCCCGACGAAAUGAUAGUGUUAUUUUUGUUAUGUUGUGAAAACCGUCCGGAGUUAACCAAGCAAACGAUAACGUGGAAUUUCAAACUAAAACGCCAGUGCCCCGAACUUCACGACAACAGAAUCGUCACCAAGGAUACGGAAUUAAUGUUUGACAUUUGGAGUAUCGUUUCCUCGCCGAAAAGGACUCCCGAAAAUUACGUUAUACAUUAUCUCAGAUUGAACGAUGCCGAUUGUAAAAAAUUCGAUCUGACCGAGAUUUUCAGGGCAACGCUGAUGCUGAUGGAUGUGUCCUUGCGCAGGACCGCCGAUCCUCCAGAUGGGCUCGUUGUUGUUAUGGAUUUUGGGCUGGCGGGCUUGAGACAUUUAACCAAAAUGAACCUGGAUUUAAUGAGACAUUACUUCAAUUACCUACAGGAAGCCUUGCCGAUGAAAAUGCGGGCCAUCCAUUACUUAAAUUCGAAUUUCGCUUUGAAAAAAGUGUUCAGUUUAAUCAAAUUUCUGAUUAAAAACGAUUUGUUCGAUACGAUGACUUUCCACCCUCCCGGCGUGUCUGAUGAGUAUUUCUACGAAUUCAUCCCGAAAGAUUGCUUGCCCAAGGAUUAUGGAGGAGACAUGCCCAGCUUGAACGACCUCACUAAAUUAACCAGACAACAAUUCAUCGAUUGUGAAGAGUAUUGGAAGACUGAAGAAAACCUUAGGAAGAAUAUCGAAUGAAUGCUUUAUUAUGUGUUUGUUAUUAGGUAUACGGUUUAUAAAUUGGAGAAUAUAAAUUAUUAUUAUCCACAUUUAGGUACACAAAAUUUUAAGAGUAACAUCGAAAGUAAAACAAUUCAAAAGCAAUCAACAGUAAAAUGUAAAAAAAGUAAUACACAAAUAAUCGUAAUGUAAAUUUCAAUUUGUCGUAAAAUAAUUGGCUGGUACCGAU
Phyllotreta striolata is the source of this 1142-nucleotide messenger RNA. Lineage: Eukaryota; Metazoa; Arthropoda; Insecta; Coleoptera; Chrysomelidae. The record is from the annotation of a GenBank genome assembly.